AUGUCUGGUUUACUUUCCCUGCUUUCGCGUACGAAUGCGCGCGUCUGCUUCACCCCGCGGCGAAUGCCUCUCAGCGCCAGACUCUUGUCGACUCUUCCCAACACACAUAUCUUCCGCGCACUCCAGAGCCAUGACCCAGAAAGCCUGGCCGUCGUGCAUAGCAUCUCUGCCCGAUCAUUCACCUACGGUAAUCUAAUUGCCGACACCGUUCUCGCUAAGGAGGACCUGGAACAAAAGGCCCAGGGCCAAUUGGCUGGCGAGCGGAUCGCCUUCAUCGCGGAGAGCAGCUAUGAUUACGUCGUGAUGAUGCUGGCGAUCUUUGCUAGUGAUGCCAUUGCGCUCCCGCUCUCGCCGGCUUUCCCGGUUGCGGAGCUGAAGUAUAUCUUGGACAAUUCACAGGCUAAGAUGCUGUUGACAACUCAAAAAUAUGCCAAUAAAGGCCUGGAAGUUGUGGACAAGGGAUUGGAGCACGAGCCUGUGUUCUCUAUCCGCCGUAAGCUCACAGAGGGCGCCUCGAGCAGCGAAGCUGUAACCCUACAAGAUUUGAAGCAGCCUUCGUCCGGUGGGUUGAUGUUGUAUACAUCUGGGACAACGAACCGACCGAAAGGUGUACUCAUCCCCCACUCGGCAGUGGCCGCGCAGGCAUCUUCACUAUUAGAAGCAUGGAAGUACACGUCGGAUGACCGGCUGCUUCACUUGCUUCCCCUCCACCACAUCCACGGCGUGGUAAACGCAAUCGUGGCGCCAAUAGUAGCAGGCUCCUCGGUCGAGUUCAUGCACCCCUUCAAUGCGGAAAAAGUCUGGAAACGACUAGCAGCACCCUUCCUCCCAUCCAACAGCUCAAGAUCACCCGUCACAUUCUUAACUGCCGUCCCAACAAUCUACACCCGCCUCAUGGCCACCUUCCCGGAACUAACCCCAGAGUACCAAAAAGCCGCCAAAGAAGGAAUCUCCCCACAAAACCUUCGCUUGAGUAUCUCCGGCUCGGCCGCCCUACCAACACCGACUAAAGCCGCCUGGACAAAACUCAGCAACGGCAAUGUUCUCCUCGAACGAUUCGGCAUGACCGAAAUCGGGAUGGCGAUUAGCUGCGGCCUCGACGUCGCAGACCGGGUCGACGGCAGCGUCGGCUGGCCGCUCCCAGGCGUCGAAGCCCGACUCACCGACCUCGAAACGGGUGCUGUCAUUCCAGUGGAAGACAAGAAUUCCAAUGGCCCAGAACGCCAAGGCGAGAUCCAGAUCCGCGGUGAAACAGUCUUCGACCAUUACUGGGACAACGAGAAAGCCACGCGCGAGAGUUUCGUUCAGAGCGAUGAUGGAGGCCGACCGUGGUUCUGCACCGGCGAUGUCGCGAUCCGUCGAGUUGUUGACGGAGCUGGUAGUGGAGCGAGCGGAGAUUGGGCUCGGGGACCGAUGUAUUUCAUCCAGGGGCGGAAGAGUGUUGAUAUCAUCAAGACUGGGGGUGAGAAGGUUAGCGCGUUGGAGGUUGAGAGGGAGUUGCUUUCUCUUCCCCAAAUCACCGAAGCUGCAGUUGUUGGUCUCCCAUCUGAACAGUGGGGCCAGAAGAUUGUUGCGGUGGUUGUUCUUUCUCCCGACGCAGCUACUUCGGGUCAUAAUGGUCAACCCUGGGGCCCGCUGGAUAUGCGGCGCGCGCUGAAGGAUUCUCUUGCUCCUUUCAAGAUCCCGCAUGAGAUGAAGGUUUUGGAAGCUAUUCCGAGGAAUGCAAUGGGUAAGGUCAAUAAGAAGGCACUGGUGAAAGAGGUGUUUGGUGCAUGA
This is a messenger RNA of Penicillium roqueforti, 1776 nucleotides long. Its product is annotated as acyl-CoA synthetase. The transcript is spliced from 4 exons. Gene Ontology annotation, biological process: fatty acid metabolic process. Lineage: Eukaryota; Fungi; Ascomycota; Eurotiomycetes; Eurotiales; Aspergillaceae. Bases 1 to 1776 code for a protein of 591 amino acids. The record is from RefSeq and is a predicted model, not a curated record. Gene Ontology annotation, molecular function: medium-chain fatty acid-CoA ligase activity.